Molecule: messenger RNA, 396 nt
Organism: Spathaspora passalidarum NRRL Y-27907
Lineage: Eukaryota; Fungi; Ascomycota; Pichiomycetes; Serinales; Debaryomycetaceae
Exons: 1
Coding region: 1-396 (131 amino acids)
Biological process (GO): mRNA splicing, via spliceosome
Cellular component (GO): U2-type spliceosomal complex
Molecular function (GO): RNA binding
Source: RefSeq, a predicted model, not a curated record
AUGUCAAGUGACGAAGCAUCAUCACCUUACGACUCAGACUCAUCGGAGUCAUCGUCAUCAGAAGAAGAACAGCAACAAAUUGCAAAGCCAGUAUUCAUUUCCAAGAAAAAUCGAACGGAAUCACCACAUCAAGCAAGCACCGAAGAUGAAGAUAAGCGAAAGCGAGAAGUGCUUUUGUCUAAACUAUCAACUGAUCAAACGAUUACAUCUGAAGGGGAGACAAAUAAACCUUCAAAUGAAGAUUUUGAUGGCAUUGAUGAUACCGAUGACUUGAAUCCUGAAGAAGAGUACAAUGCUUGGAAACAACGGGAGGUGAUGAGAUUUAAUCGUGAUCAACAGUUGAUUAUCGAAAAGGAAAUUCUCAAAGAAGAAGCGUUGCAACGUGCAAAGAAGUAA